CGCUUUCCGUUAAGGCCGAUGACACGCAGGCUGUGCCUUUAACCGGCGGACGCUGAGACCACGCGGAGCGCUCUGUUAGCCGGCCGGCGCUCACCGUGAACCGUUGCUGAUCUCCGCUCCCACCGGAUAGAGAACAGCUGAGAGAGAGGGCAACGUCUGGCUCUAUGUGGCUGCGCGAAGCCCAAACAUUAUAGGCAUUCCCCCUGACUUCUUUUUUUUUUUUCUUCUUCUUCUUCAAGUUAUAUGGUUAUAAUGAUGUGAGGAUGGCCAAGCGACCGGGGACUGACGACGGGAUGCUGACUUCGCCGACCAUUCUCCGGGAUUUCGCCCCCAGUUUGGACACCGAGGAUGUGAACAUGGACUGCGGCGACGGAGCCGAGGAGGUCUCCUUGGAAGAAAUCCUGACACUGUACAGCCAGCCGAUAAACGAGGAACAGGCGUGGGCAGUGUGCUACCAGUGUUGUCGGACUCUGGCGCAGAGACAUCGGCGGAAGAGCCCCAAGUCUGCCGGGGCUUCGGCCGUCGACCAUCCGAGGAGGAUUGAGGGACCCGGGGAUGUGAGGAUCGGCAGGGACGGGACCGUCAAUCUGCGCUUCGAAGACGGCACAGAUAAAUACAAAUCGGCCCCCACGUCAUUAGAGGUUAUGGACUCACUGGGUGUCAUGAUCUACAAAGCUCUGGACUAUGGCCUCAAAGCAAACGAGGAGCGUGAACUCAGCCCGCCGCUGGAGCACCUGAUCGACAUGAUGACCAACAACGAAGCAACCGAGAGUGACCCCUGUCCUGACGAGGGCUACGAGGCCACUGAGGAGGAGGAUGAGUGUGAGGAGGAGGAGGAGGAGGAGGAGGAGGAAGAGAAGCUUGUCUCUGCUACCACCAGCGGCACAGUCAGCAGCAUUCGCAGUUAUCGAGAUAUCAUCCUGCUUUGUUCUUCCCACCUGCCCAGCCCGUCAGACGCUCCCAGUCAUUACCAGGCUGUGUGUCGCGCGCUCUAUGCCGAGACCAGGGAACUGCGCACCUUUCUGGAAAAGAUCAAGAGUGCCAAGGAGAACCUACGGAGAAUGGAAGGGGAGACUCGGGAGGAACCUGUUAAAGACCUCAAUGAGCUGCAGAAUGCAGACUGGGCACGGUUCUGGGUGCAGGUGAUGCGGGACCUACGAAAUGGUGUGAAGUUGAAGAAGGUUCAGGAACGCCAGUACAACCCACUGCCCAUUGAAUACCAGCUCACGCCCUACGAAAUGCUGAUGGAUGACAUCCGCUCCAAACGUUACAAGCUGCGAAAAGUUAUGGUAAAUGGAGACAUCCCUCCAAGGUUAAAGAAGAGUGCGCAUGAAAUUAUUCUCGAGUUCAUCAGGUCACGGCCUCCUCUCAACCCGGUCUCAGCCCGUAAACUGAAACCCCACCCUCCCCGACCUCGCAGCCUCCACGAGCGCCUGCUUGAGGACAUCAAAGCUGAAAGGAAGCUCAGGCCGGUCUCGCCGGACAUGAUCCGCAGAAGCCGUCUGGGCGCAGGGAAAAGCAUCAGCACCCCUCAGGACUUGUUCCGAAGCUCAGAUACUCCUGAUGCCCCCAGGAAGUUGGCUGUCAGCACCCAAUCUCUGGCCAGUGGCACCGCGGGACCCAGUCAAGGUGGAGUGCAGCCGCUUAGCCAGAGGAAGAGGCUGCUCAGGGCGCCCACGCUGGCCGAGCUGGACAGCUCCGAAUCUGAUGAGGAGCCUACGCGGAGCAGCUCCAGUAUGUCCACAUCUUUGAUGGAGGACACGUCACCCGAGUCUGUCAUAGGGAAGAAGGCUCCUCCAAAGUUCCUGCCUGUCUCCACCACCCCACAGCCAGACAAGCGACAGUCUCCACAGAGGCGGCACUCUAUCGAGAAGGAGGCACCCACUAGUGUCCAACCCUUUGUACCUCCAUCCAAACAGAGCUCCAAGUCUUUGGUGGAAGCUGUCAGUGGUGCUCAGGGCACGGAGGAGUUCUGCUACCCAGUGGAGUGUCUGGCUCUGACGGUGGAGGAGGUGAUGCACAUCAGACAGGUUCUGGUCAAGGCUGAGCUGGAGAAGUUUCAGCAGUACAAAGACAUCUACAACGCCCUCAAGAAAGGAAAGCUGUGCUUUUCAUGUCGCACCAAGAGAUUCUCCCUCUUUACCUGGUCCUACACCUGCCAGUUCUGCAAAAGGCCCGUGUGUUCCCAGUGCUCUAAAAAGAUACGGCUGCCAUCUAAGCCUUAUUCCACCUUGCCCAUUUACUCUUUGGGUCCCAGUGCUAUGGCUAAAGAAGAGGCAAGUGGAGCGUCUGCCCCGGCAGAGUCUGAAAAGCACCCGUUUGGGUCUGGACACAGCCGACACAGCUUACGCCGCAGUGUUUACAAGUUGUCCAAGCAUGGCAGUAGUAGCAGCAAAGACGGCCGAUCACAGGACGAGCCUGAGCUGCCCAAGGAGCUGACAGAGGACUGGGUCACCAUGGAGGUCUGUGUAGACUGCAAAAAGUUCAUCACGGAGAUCAUCUCCUCCAGCAAGCGCAGCCUUUGCGUGGCCACCAAGCGUGCCCGUCUGAAUCGCAAAACCCAAUCCUUCUACAUGUCAUCUUCUAACUCGAUCAACUUCAGGCCCUCAGAGCGCACCAUCAAUGAGGUGUAGAAAGUAGGGACUGCCCUGUGCACUUUUGUUAACGCUGAGCUUUUUCGUUCAAUGGAAAAAAAAAAAAAAUUAAAAAUCCCCUUAGUCUACUUUUGACACGGACUGGUUCAAUGCAUUUUAUAUAAAUGGUGAUUUUCAAAAAAUCUGAGGUGACCACGAAGCCAGUCCAUCCCACCCCAAAGGUAGUAAAGGUUCUUAUACCUUACCCCCUCUCAGGAAAAGCUGGCACGCUACGAUUGGUCAUAACUAGUCAGGACUCUGCAGUAGCUGCCAGGGAACAAAGGAGAGCCAUGUUUCUGUCAGUGGCAGUGAUGGUUCAGGACACGGUGGGUAAGAUGGAUAUACUGAGCUGCUGAUGUCGCGAUUGUGAACCAGAUAAAAGAAUGUAUAUUUGAUAUAAGAGUGGGAUCAGAGGAUACAGAAAGCCAAACGUUGCAGUGAUUUCAUGUAAAUAAUCUCAAGGCCCAACCCUAAUCUUAGCUAUCAAUAAGUUUUCCAGUUCCUGUUUACUUCGAGCACUCAGGAAGAACAACCGAUUGUCUUUUUUGACAGAAAUGCACUGUAGAUCCUCCUGUCAGGUCUGCUGGGGUAGAUCUCAGCCACUUCCCUGUCCCUCCUUUAUUCUUCCAGCAACAAUCAUGCCAAAUGUUACAUCAUUCAUUUUUUAGCCAGUUUAUAUGCAUAUUUACUGUUAGAACAUAAUGCGUUGAGGGGUGGGAAUAGUCAGUUUAUUUUUCUGGGCAGGGUUUAGCUUUUAGUUAUAAUGUAUAUUCAAUUCUGUGCCUGGUGCCAAAAUGUAAUUUUUUUUUUUCCCUUUUUUCUUUGAAUGCCUUUGUAGAUACGGAGCUAUUGUGUAUAUAUGUGUGAUAACUCAAUGGGGGGCAUUUUAGGGUAAUCCAAGGUUUGGUUUGGUAAUAGAAGCACAGAAAUGUGGGUUAUGAAUGUGUACAUGCUGUAUAUCUUACUUGUUCAAAAAUUUAAAUUUAAUAUAAAAAAACUUAACUCAGUAGAAGUAUAAUUUUACCAUGUUUUAAGAUUUCUGCCUCUGGAGUUUCUUUAUUUAAAAUUCUUCUCUGAGACCUUUUGUUAUUAAUGUUAUUAUGUUUGUGUCAGUGUAAUAGAUUUUAUUUCUAUUGUAUAGUUUAUAAACUCCUCAGUGUUAAGAUACUACGCUAAAUUGCAAAUAGCACUUUUAUUGGACCAAUUUAUUGUUUUUGUUUGGUUUUUGUCUUAAUUAAAAAUCUUUGUUUUUCACAUCAUGGGGCUCCAUAGUGCCAUUUCCCACGGUUCCUCAUGAAUGAAAAUGUGUGUGAAUGGCUGCAGGUUGUCUGUAAGGAAGAACAAUGGCUAAAACAAAACACUCCACCGACUUGAUUUUAGGCAUUUUUAAGUGUAUCAUUGUCAUUGAAUAUACUUUAUGAACAUUUUAUCCUUUUCAAGACGGCACAGUCUCACUCACAUAUAUACACAUGCAUACAUACACACAUACAAAUCUCAUGUUCUCAUGUUCAUAUAGUGUGUUUUGUGACAAUUGUUACCAAAUGAACAGGAAGCCUAACCAGCCCGUCAAUGAUGCCAUGUUCCAAGGAAAUAGUACAUCUGACCAGUUUCAUUUUGGACCUCUGUAAGGAAUGUGUGCAUGCUGUAUUGUGAUCUAUUUGUUUUUAUCAAAGAAAUUAUAAUAAAAUCAUGAUCCUUACUUUAUGACUCAGUCACCCUAUUACAUGAUUUCAAGCUUGGUGGUAAAUUCAAUUUCACAAAUGUGAAGUAUUAGCGAGCACACGAGUGCAAAGUCCUAUCCGGCAGCAGAGGGCGACGGAAGGAAAUCUUUGUGUUGUCUUCACAUCAUAUUGUUGUGUUAGGGACAUCAUGUGGUAGGAGAUGUGUAUUGCAGGCAAUUUAAGUUACAUCACUUUUCCUUAUUCAGAAUUGAUAUACUUGAUUAUGCUGAUACAAUAAUAAAAUAUCACAAAGUGUUACAUACAAACCCUUUUUUUGCAAUUGACCAGCUGCAAUAAUUGUCAUUUUAGGAAUGCUGACAGUACAUUAAACUGAAAUACUUUACCUUGGCCUACCUGGAGACCUUGCAAGUAAUACUAACUUUAUCAACUGAAAAUUAUUGCCUCACUUUUCCUUCUUUUAUUUGGUUUCUUGAUCUUCAUGUAG
Messenger RNA from Xiphias gladius (swordfish), 4799 nucleotides. It is a transcript of the gene spire1a, whose product is annotated as spire-type actin nucleation factor 1a. The transcript is spliced from 18 exons. Bases 264 to 2633 code for a protein of 789 amino acids. Gene Ontology annotation, molecular function: actin binding. NCBI's taxonomy places the organism in Eukaryota, Metazoa, Chordata, Actinopteri, Istiophoriformes, Xiphiidae. The record is from RefSeq and is a predicted model, not a curated record. Gene Ontology annotation, biological process: actin filament polymerization; establishment of meiotic spindle localization; actin nucleation. Gene Ontology annotation, cellular component: cell cortex; cytoplasmic vesicle membrane.